GCGAGAACCAAGGGGGACAAGUGUAUCUACAUCUCCAUUCCCAGAAAGGUAGCAUACCUAUCACUACAUCAAUCCAUUAUAUUUAAAAAGAUAUAUUUAUCAACAUGACAGACUACUCGAAAGCACAGGAAAACUCUCAAGGAGCGUACAUGGCUGCACCCCCACCCACUUAUUCAGGGGCGAAUUCUCCUCAUCCCACUGCGCCAGUCCAUGGACCAUAUCCCACCACAUCGGCUAUGGCCCCACCCGUAAACCAGCCUAUACAGUACAGCGAGGAAAAACAGCCAAAGUACAACUACCAACAACAGCCACAACCGCAGCUGUAUCAACAGGGCCCACUGCCCGCUAAUUCAUACAAACAACUGCCGUCAGUUAAUCAGCAACCGCAGCCCGUUGCUAUCACCAGCAAGCCUGGGUUCAAAUCGCAGUGUUUGUACUGUCCCAAUUGCCAGAAAAACUGCAUUACGCGAACUGAGUUUGAGAACGGUGCCUUCUCAUGGGGUAGCGCUUUCUUCUGCUGUAUCCUUGGGUGUUGGCUCGGGUGCUGCUGUGUUCCACUAGUAAUGGAUUCCUGUAAGGAUGUCACACACUACUGCUCGGAGUGUCGCGCACCUAUUACACAUAGAUCGAGAUUGUAAGUUUGUAGCGACGAAUAUCUAUACUAUAUACACACAAACCAAAAUUAAAACAAAUUAUCAGCAAAGC
Molecule: messenger RNA, 705 nt
Organism: Sphaeroforma arctica JP610
Lineage: Eukaryota; Ichthyosporea; Ichthyophonida
Exons: 1
Coding region: 105-638 (177 amino acids)
Molecular function (GO): zinc ion binding
Source: RefSeq, a predicted model, not a curated record